This is a messenger RNA of Arachis stenosperma, 738 nucleotides long. RefSeq names its product two-component response regulator ARR17-like. Gene Ontology annotation, biological process: cytokinin-activated signaling pathway; phosphorelay signal transduction system. The coding region runs from base 58 to 519 and encodes 153 amino acids. The record is from RefSeq and is a predicted model, not a curated record. NCBI's taxonomy places the organism in Eukaryota, Viridiplantae, Streptophyta, Magnoliopsida, Fabales, Fabaceae. The transcript has 5 exons.
CCCUUUUUAAUAGUCUAGUUCUUUGUGUGUAAUAACAACACCACACCACAUACAAGCAUGGCUUCUACUGGUUCAUCUUCUUCCUCAUGGUCUUCUUCAAAUUGGGUCAUGGAAAAUGCUGCUACCCCACAUGUUCUUGCUGUUGAUGAUAACCUCAUUGAUCGCAAGCUCGUUGAGAAGCUCCUUAGGAACUCUUCUUGCAAAGUUACAACUGCCGAAAAUGGGCCAAGGGCAUUGGAGUUCUUGGGCUUGACCGAUAGUGAGCAGAACGCCAUGAAUGGAAGGUCCAAAGUUAAUUUGGUUAUCACAGACUAUUGCAUGCCAGGGAUGACAGGCUAUGAGCUACUUAAGAAAAUCAAGGAAUCAUCUAGCAUGAAAGAGGUUCCGGUAGUGAUCAUGUCAUCGGAGAACAUACCAACACGGAUUAACCAGUGUUUGGAAGAAGGAGCUCAAAUGUUCAUGUUAAAGCCCCUCAAACAAUCUGAUGUGAAAAAACUGACAUGUCAGUUAAUGAAUUAGGUAAACUUGUAGUUUUUUCAAAGAUAAUAUAAGCAAAUGUACUAAAAAGGGAAAAAUCUAUGGCUAUGAUGCUAAAAUCCCUGGCAUUAGGAGUUAGGACUUAACUAGAAUUUUGUUACUGUCUAAUUAGGUUAGCUAAGGUGUAGGAAUGAUUAUCAUUGUUUUGAAGAUCCUGUGUAGUCUCUUGUAUUAACCUACCUAUAUAUAACAAUUUGUUUG